Molecule: messenger RNA, 882 nt
Organism: Pieris macdunnoughi
Lineage: Eukaryota; Metazoa; Arthropoda; Insecta; Lepidoptera; Pieridae
Source: the annotation of a GenBank genome assembly
AUGACAUCUAAAAUUGCCUUAGUAACCGGAUCAAACCAAGGCAUUGGUUUUGGUAUUGUAAGAGAGUUAUGUAGAAGAAAUGUUGGAGUUGUUUAUCUUACGUCAAGAAACAUACAACGUGGUAAGGAAGCUGUGGCAAAGUUAGAAAAAGAUGGUUUUUAUCCAAAGUAUCAUCAACUUGACGUUAGUGAUGAAGAAAGUGUUAAAACUUUUGCUGAAUAUGUGAAGAACAAAUAUGGUGGUCUAGAUAUUUUAAUAAACAAUGCCGGCGUUCUCGACUCAGACUUUUAUAAAGUCUCGUUUGAAGAAGCUAAAAGAAUUAUAGACGUCAACGUUCAUGGGAUAAUAUUAAUGCAAAAACACUUCUUCCCAAUUUUACGAGAUAAUGCUCGAGUUAUUAAUGUAUCCAGUGAUUGGGGACAUAUUACAAAUAUUAAGAAUCCCUACUGGGUUCAACGUCUAACAAAUAAAGACAUAAAGUUAGAGGAUGUGUAUGGAUUUCUUAACUGGUUCUUAGAUUCCGUGAAAAAUAAUGCACUGAAAGAAGAGGACUUCUUUGAAAACUCUGUUUUGGCUUACCGAGUCUCAAAAGUUGCAGUGUCUGCUUUAACUAGAGUGCAGCAAAAUGAUGUUGGCAAAGGAAUUUCGAUAAAUUCCCUUAACCCGGGAUUUGUGCGAACAAACAUGACUAAAGGUGGUGGUGAUAUGACUGUAGUAGAAGCUGGUGUUACUCCCGUUUACUUGGCGCUUGACAUUGAUCAGUCUGUCAAAGGAAAAUAUUUUUGGUUUGACAAAACUGAAGUCGAUUGGGCCGAUUCUACUUUAGACGUUGUUGAUACGUUUGAUGCGUUUGAAAAGGCUUUGGAAGAAGUUAAUAAAUAA